AAACUCCAAGAUGUUUGACACGCACUGGCGUCUCUGGCUAGACAGCUCAAAAUUUCACUGCCGUGCACGACGGUCGCCAUAAUUCCCGUAGGUUUCUAGCCGCUGCAGUCAUCAAGCGUCCGUGCCACGCGUUGCUCAGUGGCGCCUGCUGUUAAACCCGCGAAAGAAUGAGCUGGGCGCCGCGAACGUGCGAACCAAUCGUGCUGAACGUCAGCACCUCCGACGGCGCGGAGCUCUUUGAGAGCGAGCUGCUGGCGACGGGCGUACAGUCCGCCAAGUGUAGCAUCGAGACGACGGCGGCCUCUGGGCCUACGCCCCCCGCGUCCCAGGCCUCGGCCGCCUCGCCGACGAUGCGGCCCACAGCGGCGCUCAAUGACGAGCAACGCCGCUCGAGACACAACGCUAACGAGCGGCGUCGCACGAACGCGCUCAAAACACGAAUCUUGCAGAUGCGCGAAGAGAUGGAGGCGCUGGAGCGCCAGCGCGCGAGACUCAAACUCGAGGCGCUGUCGCAGAACCCAGCGCUUCUGGACACCAUCAGUCUCAUUGACCAGCUCCGUCAGGAGCAGCAGGAACUGCGUAAGAAACUGCGUGCUUACGACAUGCAGAACAGCACGUACCAGACUAUUCUGUCCGAGUACGGAGCCUCUUCGUCAUCAUCGGGGAUCUCGGACUCUCACUACGAUUCAGAUGACAAGGAUUCCAACGAGGAUCGGCUGGUGGAAGCCCCCAUCUUCCAACGUGUACUGUUCCGUCGCCCCUUGUCACUAGACGUCGUCAUGGCUUGCGUCAAAGAGAGCUACGAGAGUAUCAUGGCCUUCCGUGCCGAACGCGACUUUGAAUCCCUGGACACGGAGGUGCUGGGAUGGAGCGACAAGCGCAUUCUGAACGCCAGUUCACUGCGCUUUAUGCUCUCGCAGCAGUUCGAGUAUGUGCCGCCCUCGGAGCUCGUGUACAAGACGUGGAAUCUGCUCACAGACUUUAAACUCUAUCGUCACAUGCAACCGCGUACAGUGGCGUUAGAGAUGCUGCAGCGUGUGACCGACGACUGCGCUAUUGUGCGGCUGAGCGUAAGCAACGGCGACAAGGUGCACCACUCGAUCCUCCUGAUCGCUCGCGGCCGCAUCGACGGCGGAUACCUCAUCACGUAUCGCUCCAUUCCGCUGUCCGAAGGCCAGCGACAAUUUGCCGCCACGGAGAGCAACUACGUGAAUCUCUUCAACUGGUAUACGUUCUUGGAGAAGACGACGCCCGACGGUAUCCCGGCAUGUGAGGUGACCUUCGGUGGCUGCGUGGAGAACCAGUCGAUGGAGUAUCUUCGCUAUCUCAUGAUGGAGGUGGUGGCGGGCGUCGUGCGCUGGCAGACAGCGGUGGGGCACAACAAAUUCCGUUUGACGCACGGUUGAAGUGACGCCAACAAAAGAGGAGGGCCACGUUGUGCAUGGCAUGUGUAGUGAUGUAGUCGCCCGAGAUGAAGGGGAAGUGGCCCCCUGUAGUAGUAUUUAAAAUUUUUCGCAAAUAAAUUGGAUGAAAUGUCGGCUAGUGAGUGACGAACAAGGAGUUCGAAACAUAAGUGCAGGAAGAUCGCUGUGAGCGACGCGUUUCAGUGGUCGCAAUGGACUCCGGCGAAUAGAGCUUAGG
Molecule: messenger RNA, 1641 nt
Organism: Phytophthora nicotianae INRA-310
Lineage: Eukaryota; Oomycota; Peronosporomycetes; Peronosporales; Peronosporaceae
Exons: 2
Coding region: 168-1406 (412 amino acids)
Molecular function (GO): protein dimerization activity
Source: RefSeq, a predicted model, not a curated record